GUAAAUUGAAAAAGGCAGCAAGGUUCCCUAUUGGCGGCACACCGUUAAUACUGCAGUUGGAUGGUUAGAUACAGCCACGCACCACGCCAACAUGCGACAUAACCAGCUUCAACAGCUGCCACGUCUCCCCAUAAUAAUGUUUUACGGCCAAUCAAUCCUGAAUGGCUGCCAAUUGAAUUCUGAGUGUUGGCUCGAUGUGACGGCCGGUGGGUGGGAAAGAAGUUGCAUGCCUUUUCAUAUAGUUUCGCGAGAAACUGGGCAAGCAUUUCAGAAAAGUCGUAACUUUCCGCCCCAAAAGCUCCAACUAAUCCAAUCUCACUUUUCAUCGAGUACCUUUUGAACGAACAUUUAGACUAAGUCUUAUCAAUUCCAGUGAACAAAAUGUCGGAUAUUGGCGCUGCAUCUUUCGCUGAAAGAAUGAUAUUGUCACUAUCUAAGAUCGAUGUUAGUCAGUGGCCUUGGGAUAAGAUUAUCAACGGUUCUGGCUUGGGGUUAAAUCUAUUAAGUUUUAUUAAAAGUUCGGCUAAAGGCAAUCCCCAGAUGGAGAAGUUGGUGGCUGAAGCUGAAAGAAACAACGCCUAUAUGAAAUCUCUGAAUGAUCUCAUCAGCGAGGCUGCCAGGUAUCAAGCUCGGUCCAAUAAGAUAUCAGAACGACAACUAGACCAGAUCUUGAAGGCCUUGCAAGGCUUGGAGAGCUGGACACAAAGCAUGAACGAGAGGUUACAGUCCAUCGCUGACGGCAUCAACUCUUUCAGCAGACCUUCCGUUACGGGUCUUAUUCACGGAAUCGGAGGUCUUUUGACAGAAGCGGCCGCCGUUGCCGAGAUCAGGAGGCUAGCAGAUAACACCGAGAAGAUGGCCGGAUCGCUCAGCGGCAUCGACCAGAACCUAGAUUCGAUUAAUUCGCGAGGCGACUACUUUCCUCAACACGUACACUCAUACAUCCGAACCAUGAUCGAACGGCACAGUCGGGAUGAGAUGCCGCACUACUUUUUCGUCUUUCACCAGGGUCACGAAUGGCACCCCAAGUUCGAAGACCUUCAACGCCAGGACCCGCUCGGGCCUCCGUUCGUAGGGUAUAAAGAUGACCUGGACGAGCUGUGCGCCUUUCUCGUCGACGAGGUGCGCCCCCAGGUCGGCACGGAGCCCGUCUUGCAUAUAUUGAUGCCAACCGUCAAGCCACUCGCCAUCACCGAAUCCCUUAGAUUCCCCGACGCCAUGCGGCCCUUCUGCGUCGAGGGCCAAAAGGGCGAUGGGGGAGUUCCGUACGUGUUUAUGUGUACGCCUCGGCAAGAGGACCGUCAGCAUCUGAAACACAUCGGCGCCCUUCAACCCAAGUCGAGAUAUGUGUUGCUCCAGCAGGCGGGAGUAUGCUUGCCCUUCAUCGGCAAGUAUCUGUCUUGGACGCUGGAGCCUCAGUUCUUUGAGGAUCCAUACUAUACAACAACAACUACUUGUGACCUCCUUCUCUAUGAAUCAUUGUAUUGCGAAUGUAAUCCAGUCCCUCCAAGGGUGCUAGGAGAGCCUCGGGUCGCUUGAGCGAAAUGCAUACGUUUUGACU
Messenger RNA from Annulohypoxylon truncatum, 1561 nucleotides. RefSeq lists its product as uncharacterized. The transcript has a single exon. The record is from RefSeq and is a predicted model, not a curated record. The coding region runs from base 382 to 1539 and encodes 385 amino acids. NCBI's taxonomy places the organism in Eukaryota, Fungi, Ascomycota, Sordariomycetes, Xylariales, Hypoxylaceae.